AUGAACUGUGGAUGCCUCACCGCGAUUGAUUCUCAACUGAUCACCGCUCAGUGCUUCUGCUUCGUCGACGACACGGAUGUGAUCGAAGCGGGCAAGUCCGUGGAACAAUCUGGCGAGGAUAUAUGCCCCUCCGUCCAACAAGCGGCUUCCACGUGGGCUGGAGGCAUUAGUGCUACUGGGGGGGCAAUUAACCCAGAAAAGUCCUUUUGGUGGUUGAUUGACUUUGUGUGGGACUCCAGAGAGGGCAAAUGGAGGUUCCGCCGGACGCACCAACUUCUACCGGAUCAUCCAUUACAAAUACCUGCACUGACUGGCGAAUUGGAAGCCUUACGCCGUCUGGAGCCGGAUGAGGCAGAGAAAACCUUGGGGGUCAUGUUGGCCCCAUUGGAAGAUCAACAUGCUCACGUCGUCCACCUCAAGAGUAUCGCCAAAAAGUGGGCUGAGCAAGUGCGAUCGGGGCAUCUACACAAAUACGAUGUCAUUCCCCUUAUCAAGACAACAGUGAUGAAAUCCCUGGAAUAUCCUAUGGUGUUAACUACACUGGAUGCUGCGACAUGGGUGUCGAUUAUGAGUCCUGUUCUCCAAGUCUGCCUGCCGAAGGCCGGCAUAUGUAGGAGCUUUCCUCGUGACAUGGUUCUUGCCCCUCUCAAAUUCCAUGGUCUGGGCAUCCCCCAUCCGUUUGGUACUCAGGUGUCUAAACAUAUUGAGGUCCUGCUUUGCCACUUGUCCAACCGAACAAAAACUGGGGCAUAUAUGGAGGCUGCGGUUCAAGAACACCAACUUGAGACCGGCACCUCCUUUGGACUCUUCCAGCAGGACUAUAGCAACACGGCAAUUUUGGCGUCAGAUACUUGGCUCAAAAGAGUCUGGAAAGAGUUGGAGGACUUGGAUAUCUACGUUGCUCUUGACUCUCCUGUCCUCCCUCUCCGGUGCAAAGGCGAUGCCUUGCUCAUUGAGGUAUUCAUGGAGUUGGAAGUGGAUCAGGACGCUCUAAAGUGGCUCAACUGGUGCCGUAUGUUCCUCCAAGUUUGCACCGUCUCCGACAUCGUGACGGCCGAUGGCCGCAGCAUACGAGAGUCCAUGUGGCAUGGGGAACGUGACUACGCUCAUCGGUCGUCAUAUCAAUGGCCUCGCACUGUCCGGCCCAACAGGAACCACUGGAAGGUGUGGCAGGAACACCUUACUCGAGCACUACUUGUCUCUGACGGACCCCAGCGCCUACUGCGUCAUCCUCUGGGCCCAUGGAUCGAUCCUCUCGACAACUGGAACUGGUUAUGGUCUUCUACCCACGGAUUGUUCCACCGCCAGGGCCACGGGUGGCAACACUACCGUCACCGUCGCUCCUCCACACGGAGCAUUCAAUGGGACUAUCCUCGUUCUACGCAAUUGUCCGGGUGCAAACGACCACAUAACGAGCAUACCGACAACGGCGUCAGCUUCUUGCCAGCCCCCUUUUGGACCCAACCACUCCCAGCUGACUUGUGCCGAGCUACCGUCCACAUCACACCUUCGCUAGGCACUCUAGCCCUCACCGGCAUUGGGACAGCACCGCUGCAGCCGCAUCACGACUCUCAACCGUCCUUGCUGGCCGCCUGGAUGGCCGCCUCCGCCAGGGUGACCGAGUAUGUUGGCUGGACCCCUGAAGAAAUUGAGAUCGAUGGCGACGAAAGCCUCCUUGCUGCAGCCCUACUCGAAGACCGGCUGUGUGUGAUCAGCGACGGUUCUUAUAAGCUCGGUCUGGGCACGGCAGCGGUUCAACUGCUUCCACGUAAGGGUGGCACGGAACCUAUUAUUGUUCGGUGCCAGACUCCAGGUCUAACUGAUGACCAGAGCGCAUACCGGAGUGAAUUGAUUGGCCUACUGGCCGGUAUCAUGGUUGUUGAUUGGCUCCUGGACCAGUGGGCCCCAACACUUCGAUCACCACCCCGCGUUAGGAUUGGGUGCGAUGGAUUUUCGGCGUUGCUCAACACCUUUGGUGACAACCGAGUCACACCGCAACAAGCCCAGUUUGACCUGGUCUCCUCUAUCCGGGAGGCACUUGCCCGCUCUCGGGCCUCGUGGGAACCUAGCCACGUGUACGGUCACCUUGAUACGGCGACAUCCUUUUCGUGCCUCUCUUGGUGGUCCAAACGGAAUGUGGAAGUGGAUGCGUGGGCGGUGGCCUAUCGCCACCAGCUCGAAGCUUCACACCGAUUGCUUGCACCUAACGCUCGUUUCUUUACCAAAUUGGCUGCCCUCUACAUCGGGGACGUCAAACAGUCGCGAUUGAAUCCAGAACAGGUCCAGGAACUGGUGGCGCUGCCUGCUCUACGCAAGCGAUGGCACGAGCGGCAGACGAUUACACCAGAGGCAGAGCUGGAGACCGAUUGGACCAGUCUGGCUCGCGCCAUGAGCUCCCUUCCGGCAGGUGUCCAACGUUGGACCACAAAGCAUGUCGUGGGUAUGUGUGGUGUAGGGAAGUUCAAAGUCCGGUGGGGUGCCGCAGACUCAGCUGCAUGUCCCUGCUGUGGCGAGUUCGAGGACCACCUUCACGUUCCUCGAUGUACGGCGCCCUCGGCGAGUGCGGAAUGGGAGCGCUGGACGGCGUUGUUGGACCAAUGGUUGGACACCCAAGUCACUGACCCAGCCAUCAAACACGCUAUCCUCUACCUUCUUCAAGGGGUUCGUGAUCCGUCCCUACCUCGCAGUCGGUUGGUUCCGGUUCGUCUUCGCCGCGCUUUCCUCUCCCAACAACGCAUCGGCUACCAAGGUUUAUUGGAAGGCCGGCUGUCUGUUCAGUGGGCGGCCCUGCAGGAACAGUACCUUCAGUCACGAGGGAGCCAACGCUCUCCGACCCUGUGGGUCUCUCGCCUGUCGCAUCAGCUGAUCUUGCUUGGAUUUCAUAUGUGGGAACACCGGAACUCGGUGCAACAUUCGGAGGACAAUGUACAGCUACGCGAACGUAGCCGAUUGGCGAACGAUGGUAUAGACUCUCAGUUUGAUAUGGGCCCAACCAACCUCCCCAAGGUAGUUCAACGCAUGCUUGCUGUGAAACGCCGAACUGUGUUGAACAAGCCGUUGGUCGAUAGGGAAGAGUGGCUGAAGCUGGUUAGAAUGGAACGCACGGCCUACCGCCGCGCUCUGGCGCCCCAACGCCGUAUCCUUCACCGCUUCUUCCACCCGGCCCAGGCCCCCUAA
Molecule: messenger RNA, 3177 nt
Organism: Cylindrotheca closterium
Lineage: Eukaryota; Bacillariophyta; Bacillariophyceae; Bacillariales; Bacillariaceae
Source: the annotation of a GenBank genome assembly